AUGUCAAGAUAAGAAUUAAAAAAUAACGAAACUAAUUAAUUACUAGAAAUACAAACAGAAUAGUAACUAAAAAGAAUCUAUGAACAUGUCGAUUAAAAAGUAUUUUAAUCUGAAGAAGUUGGUCAAGAGUAAAAAGAAGAGGAUGAAAAGGAAUUUGAUGAAGAAGAGAAAGAAGAAGAAGAAGAAUUAAGUGAUAAUGACCUUAAAAGUGAUGAAUAAGAUAGCUCUAUUAAUUAAGAAGAUGAUUUUUCAGAUGAACUAGAAUUUGAGGAGUAAGUGGGAUAAUCAGAAAAUUAAAAUGAUAAAAGCGAAGAAGAAGAAGAUGACAUAGAAGAUUAAAAUAGUGAUUAUAGUAGUGAUUCUGAUUAUGAAGUCUUAUAAAUAUUUUUUGAUUAUACUUCAAUCACUUUAGAAAAGUUACAAUAAGAGGACUAUAAGUAUUGCAGGUACAUUGAAUUAUGGGGUUUUCAUCUAAAUUCUUUAUCUACUGUUUGUAAAGCGAUAUCUAAAUGUAAAAAUCUUUUUGCCUUAGAACUACCUAUAGAUAUUUUGGAUUAAAGAGACAUAUAUAAACUAGGAUAAGAACUAAUAAAGCUAAAUAAAUUAUUUGAACUUAAAUUUGAGUUAAAAGAAGAUAUUUAAGAUAAAACUUACGAAUAGAUGAUAAGAUUCUUUAAAUUCUGCUAGAAAUAUACCAAAUUGAGGCUAUGUUUAAGUAUAACUGGCGAAAUAUAAUUGAAAAAGUAAUCAAUAUGGCAAUAAAGAACCUUACAAAAUGUAUCUAAAUUAAUUAUCCUGAAGCAGGAUGCUUAUGUAGAUAAAAAGGAUUUAAAAUAUUUACGAAAAUUAUUAACUAAAUGUGUGAAUCUUUAACAUUUAUAUAUUGAUUUGCUAGGUACUACAUUAGAUUCAGAGAGUUUAGGUUAAGUUUUAGGAAAUUAUGAGUAACUUAUAUCUUUGAAAAUUGUACAUGGUCAUUACGAUUUUUAUAGGAAUUGUAAUAGCUUUUCAAUAGAUAAAUUCUUGAGUAAUUUAGCUAAUUGUAGAUAUCUUAAAAAUUUGGAUUUAGAAUUUUCGGAAGAAUAAUUUGGUUUUAAGAGGUUGGUAAAAGGAAUAAAAAAAUUAGAAUAGUUAGCAACUCUCAGAUUGAAGAUGUACGGAGAUUAUAUGAGUGAUUAUUUAGUCAUAUAAUUUGCUAAAUUAAAAAGAUUGGUUUGUUUUUCCUAUAUUAAUGAUGAGUAUACAUCAAAAAAUAAGGUUAAUGAUUGUCAACUUUUCAGAUUAAUAACUAAACAUCCUGAUUGGUUUUAUUGA
This is a messenger RNA of Tetrahymena thermophila SB210, 1314 nucleotides long. RefSeq lists its product as hypothetical. The record is from RefSeq and is a predicted model, not a curated record. The transcript has 10 exons. NCBI's taxonomy places the organism in Eukaryota, Ciliophora, Oligohymenophorea, Hymenostomatida, Tetrahymenidae.